Messenger RNA from Lipotes vexillifer (Yangtze River dolphin), 1497 nucleotides. It is a transcript of the gene FAH, whose product is annotated as fumarylacetoacetate hydrolase. NCBI's taxonomy places the organism in Eukaryota, Metazoa, Chordata, Mammalia, Artiodactyla, Lipotidae. Gene Ontology annotation, biological process: L-tyrosine catabolic process; L-phenylalanine catabolic process; homogentisate catabolic process. Gene Ontology annotation, molecular function: fumarylacetoacetase activity. The coding region runs from base 121 to 1380 and encodes 419 amino acids. The transcript has 14 exons. The record is from RefSeq and is a predicted model, not a curated record.
GGACGGGCCUGAAGGGGCGGAGCCCGCAGGGGGCGCGACCCUGCCUGACCACCUCGGCGAAUCCAGUCCUGCUGGCCGCGCGCAGCCCGCAGCCCGCCGCCCUGCUCCGUGCCCACCAGCAUGUCUUUCGUCCCAGUGGCCGAGGAUUCCGACUUCCCCAUCCACAACCUGCCCUACGGCGUCUUCUCCACCAAAGGCGACCCAAGACCAAGGAUCGGCGUGGCGAUUGGUGACCAGAUCCUAGACCUCAGUGUCAUUAAGCACCUCUUCACUGGGCCUGUCCUCUCCCAACACCAGGAUGUCUUUGAUCAGCCAGCUCUCAACAGCUUCAUGGGCCUGGGUCAGGCUGCCUGGAAGGAGGCAAGGGGAUUGUUGCAGAACCUGCUGUCCGCCAGCCAAGCCAGGCUCAGAGAUGACACGGAGCUUCGGAAGCGUGCAUUCACCUCCCAGGCUUCCGCCACAAUGCAUCUUCCGGCCACCAUAGGCGACUACACGGACUUCUAUUCCUCUCGGCACCACGCCACCAAUGUCGGAGUCAUGUUCAGGGGCACGGAGAACCCGUUGAUGCCCAAUUGGCUGCACUUACCAGUGGGCUACCACGGCCGUGCUUCCUCCGUCGUGGUGUCUGGCACCCCAAUCCGCAGGCCCAUGGGACAGAUGAGACCUGAUGACUCUAAGCCUCCUGUGUAUGGUGCCUGCAAACUCUUGGACUUCGAGCUGGAAACAGCUUUCUUUGUAGGCCCUGGGAACAAAUUUGGAGAGCCGAUCCCCAUUUCUAAGGCCCAUGAGCACAUUUUUGGAAUGGUCCUUAUGAACGACUGGAGUGCUCGAGACAUUCAGAAGUGGGAGUACAUCCCUCUUGGGCCGUUCCUCGGGAAGAGUUUUGGAACCACCAUCUCUCCGUGGGUGGUGCCCAUGGAUGCUCUCAUGCCCUUUGCUGUGCCCAACCAGGAGCAGGACCCCAAGCCCCUGCCGUAUCUCCGCCACGACCAGCCCUACACGUUUGACAUCAACCUCUCUGUCACCCUGAAAGGAGAAGGAAUGAACCAAGCAGCUACCAUAUGCAGGUCCAAUUUUAAGUAUAUGUACUGGACGAUGCUGCAGCAGCUCACUCACCACUCUGUCAAUGGCUGCAACCUGCGGCCGGGGGACCUCUUGGCUUCUGGAACCAUCAGCGGGCCAGAGCCAGAGAGCUUUGGCUGCAUGCUGGAGCUGUCGUGGAAGGGAACGAGGGCCAUAGAGCUGGGGAAUGGACAGACCAGGAAGUUUCUGCUGGAUGGGGAUGAAGUCAUCAUCACAGGACAGUGCCAGGGGGACGGGUACCGCGUUGGCUUUGGCCGGUGUGCAGGAAAAGUGCUGCCUGCCCGCUCAGCGGCCUGAGGUUCUCUCUGCUUUCCUGGAAACACAAGCCUUGAGCACUGCCCUCUCCACCUCCCUGCGGGGGACCAGGGGCCCCCACUGAAGCCGCAGGCCUGGUUCUUCAUUCAGUAAUAAAUC